Messenger RNA from Manihot esculenta (cassava), 819 nucleotides. RefSeq lists its product as uncharacterized. The record is from RefSeq and is a predicted model, not a curated record. The transcript is spliced from 3 exons. The coding region runs from base 130 to 621 and encodes 163 amino acids. Lineage: Eukaryota; Viridiplantae; Streptophyta; Magnoliopsida; Malpighiales; Euphorbiaceae.
UCUAAGAAAUCCCUCUUCCGUGAUCUUUAAUUGUCAACGCCCUAAAAAUUUCCUGGGAUUUUCCAUCUCACAUCAUAUAAAUUUUCUCAUUUCAAUGAAAAUUUUCUGUCACCAUAUCCAUCAAUUUUCAUGGGCAGCAACCACUCCACAACUGGUUAUUCUCGUUUUCAUUCUCCAGAUUCUCUGCAAAAGCCUCUGCUAAGCCAUGCUAAUAAGGAAGACAGGCUAGAUUCUGCCCUGGAAAAGGAAGUUGCUGAUUUGAAUCUUAGGGUUGCAAACCUGGAAAGUUUAUUGAGGAAAAAAGAAAAGGGUACUGAGGCAAUAAAGCAGAAGAAUGCUGCUUUGGAGAAGAAAGUAUUGGAGUUAGCAUCCACCAUUGAUGAGAUAAUUAAAAGGUCUGCUGCCGAAUCUUUUAUGAAAAAUUCCAAUUUGAUCCCUGAUCUUAUUGACAUGGAUCAUGUUUCUAUGGUUGCUGCUUCAGAACUUGACAUACAAAAUCCAAUUACUGAAAUUUCUUCCAAGCAAGAUUUUCCUGAGAUGAAUAAUCCUGUGAAUGAUCUAGUUGGAUGCCUAAUUGUUCUUAUUUUUCUGCUAGCUGUGCUCAUUGGUGUUCUCCUGUGAAUUAUUUCCCCCCCUAAUCUUCAAUGUAUUUUUUAUUUUUCAAUUUGCUUGAGAAAAGUUUGGUUGCUCUAUUCCCAACUAUAGUUCUCCUUUUGUGCAUUCCCAACUCAAAGACUCAUCUCGGAGGAAUGAGAGAAAUAGAUAUGAAAAAGGAAAUGGUAGAUCAAAAUUUUUCAAUUAGAGAAUUAUAAUUAUGUC